This is a messenger RNA of Pyricularia grisea, 4365 nucleotides long. RefSeq lists its product as uncharacterized. The record is from RefSeq and is a predicted model, not a curated record. The coding region runs from base 421 to 4365 and encodes 1314 amino acids. Lineage: Eukaryota; Fungi; Ascomycota; Sordariomycetes; Magnaporthales; Pyriculariaceae. The transcript has 2 exons. Gene Ontology annotation, molecular function: protein binding.
AACCGCUACCACCACGUCGAGCGAGCCCUGCCCGGUUGUUUAGAUCAUCCAUCCAUACAUUCGUUCGUUCCUCAUGCGUACCGUACGUCGGACUGAUUGAUUCAUUCGUUCCGCGAGCGUUGUGGUUGCUUUUGUUAUCUUUUGGUUUUGCAGCAUUUCUUCUGGCGGUCCGCCUUUUCUCUAAGCUACCUGCUCACCAGUCAAACCUGGUAAAAAAAAAACAAAAAAACGAACGAGCCAGCAACAUUGGCUGCUUUCAAUUUGAACUACCAACUUACAGACCUGCGCAAUCUCUGCCGCCCGAUAUCCCUGGCUGACUAACGUCGCCAGCCAGAAUUGUUUGCGAAUCCAACGCGCACAAUCCAGCGCCUUUCUGGUCUUCCUUUCGGCGAUUUUACCAAUCCCAGAAAACUUGAUGAAAUGGCCCCAGCACCACCGCCUCUACCGACGCGGUUUCCGUGUUGGUGCAGAGCCGUAUACUCGUGGGGAGGAGAGUCCAAGCGAGAUCUGGGGUUCAUCGAGGGCGAUUUGAUCGAAUGUCUGAACGCUGGCGACGGCUCUUGGUGGACGGGCAGGCUACGUAGGGAUCGACGCAUGGUCGGCGUCUUUCCCUCCAACUUUGUCGAGCUUCUUCCAGAUAACUUCCGGCCCAUGAGCAGGUCUACGAGUCCGCUUCCCCAGAAUAACACACCAAGCCCCAAGGAUACGCCCCAAAAGUCCAGGACUUUUCGAAAACCGUUCGAGGCCUACGCAAAAGCGCCGCAUUAUACGACAGCAAAGCAGCCCGAAACAUACAAGGAGAGCCCUACCCACUCACGCGAAGCUUCUGCCACAAGCGUUGCGGCAAGAGUCCCCAGUCCUGCGCCUCCUAGAGUCCAUCAUCAAAAUUCUCAUCGAGCCGUCAGUCCAGCACCGGCCCAAAGAUAUGAUGAUGUGAGGAGAGCGGUGAGCCCUGCCCCGUCGCACAGAUACGAUGACAUGAGGAGAGCUGCGAGCCCUGCGCCCACACAAAGAUAUAACGACAUGAGGAGAGCAGCAAGUCCAGCCCCAUCGCACAGAUAUGAGGAUAUGAGGAGAGCUGCAAGUCCUGCACCAUUACAGAGAUACGAGGAAAUGAGGAGGGCCGUGAGCCCCGGCGGCUUCGACGCUUUCGGGUCUAGAGCACCAUCUCCGGCUCCAUCAGAAAUUGCUUAUAAGCCAUAUCGGCCAUCAGUGGGCAGCUUCGAUUCCGCACAACAGCUCAACCUUCAGGAUGGUCCUGAGUCUCCGCCCCCACCAGCACCUCCCCCUCACCGACAUGUGCCACGGCAUAACUCAAAUAUGUCUUACGAUAGUCAGAAUGGUGCAGGCCUAGAAAGGCAUGGCUCGAACCUAAGCUACGAUAACCGACAGGUGGGUCGCAGCAGGCACGGCUCCAACGUACAGUACGACCAUCAACAGCCUGAGGUCGACGGGAGCAGAAAUGGCUCGAACGUUCCAUAUGGUCUGCGUACAACUGGCUACCAUACUCCCAGAGUGCCGUCCCCAUGUCCUCCAUCACCCGGCCUAGGACGCGGCGGGAUGACACCAUCCCCUCUGCGGGAAGCUAUGGAUGGCGUCAUGGAACAAUUGGGUGCUCUCGGUCUACCCCCUCAAAAUCCAUCGCCAGAACCCACUCCCUUCGAUCCUUGGUCUCCCGAGUCCUUCGAUAUGCUUCAUCAACAGUCGAGAAGACGCAACCACAAAAAGGAACAGUCCAGGCCACAAACUUCUAUGGGAAUCGCUAGAGCCGACUCCGGGUAUGAGACCUAUAGCGCAGGCUCAUCACAGGGAGGCAGUCAAGAGAAUACGCUUCAUGGCGUGGGCCAUGACCCGGAUGAACUUGGACUUCCACAACUAAGCAACUAUGUCGAAAGGAUGGAGACACGGCUGAGAAACAUGCACAAUCAGAGCUCGAGCCGAGUUGACGACGAAAUGGCACCACCACCUCCACCCAAGUCCCAGUCUUAUGACCGACCAAAGUCAUCUAUGGGAGGCAGCAUCCACGGCGCCUCAAGCCAAUCUGGAAGCCAGCCCAAGCUCCGACAUAGGAAGUCGGCGUAUGACGUCGGAAGACAAGUACUGGGACGCACAUUCACCACCAAAACGAAUUCCACCAGCACAUCCUCAGGAAAUCAGAGCACAACGACACAAAGUACAAGCCACAGCUUGAUGAGCGGUGUAUCUGCAGGAGGCAUCAGUGCUACCAGUGCCGGAAGCUUAGCACGAAAGAACCAGCACCGAAGAGCUCAAAGUGCUAUGAGCAUGCGCGAGCCGGAGUUGGACCGGCCAGAAACUCCGUUCACCGGCGUAACUUACCACAGCAGCCAUGCAUCCGAUGCCCAAGUGACGCGGCCCAAGUCGCAAGUCGCAUACCACAACGACGAUCCAAUGGCUAACAUAGGCGGCCUGGGAGGGUUGACUACACCCAAGACAAAAAAGUCCAACUUUUUCAAGAAAAUAUUGGAAUCUGCCAAGACUGGGGUGGCAAGCACUCGAGGCAGCAUCGCAACCGCGGGUGCAGGGUCUUUGAAUUCACCACGAGGACGUUCAACACCCACCGCAUUUGUUGGAAUUGCAGGCGGGCUGGCCGGUCCCGGCGCUGGGAGGGACACGGCAAGGGAGAUGGGCCUUGGAGCGGGUGUCGACUGGGUGCAGAUCCGUCGUGAUGUGAACCGAUCAAACACCCUGAGUCGAAACGAAAGGAGUGAGCGACGCGAACGCUGCCAGAUGAUGGACUACCCAGCUUUGGAUCCCGUGGACGAGCUCUACGGCAGCAUAGAUGGUGACGAGGGCGCGGACGGCAUGCCCGUGGCGGAACCAAUGAACUACGCAGCCAUCAACUUGAGCCAGGUGGACAAGAACUCGCGCUUCAUCAGCGGCCUACCCCCGACGACAACCUCGAUAACUUUGGCUACAACGUACGUCUGUAGGCCAUACCGUAGCGACGUGCAGCGGCUGCGGGCCAUCUUCACCUGGGUUGCCGAGAAGAUCUGCUGGGAGGAGGAUUACGAAGGCCAGAUUGAUACGAGGCGAUCGAUAGCAAGCAAACGUGGCUGCGCUGAGGAGUACGCCGUGCUAGUAUACGAGAUGUGUGCAGCGGUCGGGAUACACUGCGAGGUUGUGCGUGGCUACCUCAAAUCUCCUGGCGAGGUACCCGAGAUGGGACUGAUGCCACGGUCAAAUCAUUGGUGGAACGCAGUCCUUGUGGACAAUGAGUGGCGAAUGAUAGAUGCUUGCCUGGCCAGUCCUUCAAACCCGCAACGAGGCCUGUACUCCAGCGCAGGCAGUGGCGUUGCAGACCCCUGGUGGUUUUUGACACGGCCCACAGAGAUCUGCUGGACGCACAUUCCGGAACACCACGGACAGCAGCACAUAUGUCCGCCUGUGGCUCACGAGAUCCUCCUCAAUCUGCCAUGCGCCUCCCCUCCAUACUUCCGAAACGGCUUGCAUCUAGUGGACUACAACACAUCGUUGACAAGGAUCGAGGACCUCGAGAUGGUACAUGUCAAGUUCACUGUGCCCGAGGACGUGGAGGUGGCCGCCGAGGUCGAGGUGCGGGCCUUCUCCAGGGACGCUGAUGGCGACUAUUUCGAGUCCGGCGACGUGGUGAAGAAGCGAGCUCUGGCCCAGGCGGACUGGGUCGGUGGGGCAAAAAGAUAUACAGUCAAGGCUCUGUUACCCGGCGACGAGGGCACCGGAAUUCUCAAGGUGUACGCAGGAAAGAGGGGUCUGAUGCACAGUAUCAAAGACAUACCGCAUCCAGUGGCGUUUGCGGUGCCAAUAAUGCAUACCGGGGAGAACCCACCCUACGAGUUUGUUACGCGGCACCCGACACCGCAUGCGCAGAGGCACGACAUUUAUGUUGUGCAGCCCCAGUGCCAGCGCCUGGCGCUGAACAACACGUUUGUGUUUGCCAUACGACAACACCCCAGCUCGCUGGGGACGGGUUCCGCGAUGACACCAUCCUCAAAUCCAGGAGGCGCAUCGCCAAUACCGUUUGCAAGGCCGGGCUCGGCAAUGAGCAUGACCAGCUCUAGCGCAGCAGGAUCCAUGCCUAGUUCGGCAUCGACCAACGGAUCCGGGGUGGUGAGCGGGAAGAAGCCAGCCAAGUUGGCGAUCCAGACGCCCGGCGGCAAAAUCCUAAGGCUCAUGAGAAAGGAAGAGCGACGAAACGGGGCAGUGGGCGUCGGCGGCAGGACUGUCGGGUCUGACGAGGACGUGAGUGACGGCGGUACAUGGGAAACGAUUAUAAAGUGCAGUGAAAAGGGUGUCUGGCGUGGGCUUGUCCUGGCAGACAGGACGGCGAGAUGGUGCGUGUUUGCCGAAUGGGUUUGUGACGGCUGA